UGAUCAUCUGUCUUUAUACAUUUUGCAUCAUGUUUGUUUUUUGAGAAACGACAAAUUUUUUGCUGAAAUAGACGUAAAAGCGGCAGUGACACUUGUCUUAAAAACCGAUACUCACGGAAUAAACGUGCAACGGAAAAGAUGUCAGCAAUGUAUCUGGCAGAAAACGUUUUUAUAUCUUACACUUCCUUGAUGGAUGGUACAAUGCUUUCACAUGGCUAUUCUGGCAUCUCGAUAGCAAAACGUUGGGUGCUUGCUCAUGGUUCCAUAUUAGCUCCCAUUUUACUCCGAUCACAAAAUUUUCUCCAUCUUCUUACAACUUUAAGCCCUGGAUAUUUAUCUAUGAUUCGAACAUCGGAACAAUUAAUCCAUGAUUUAACGUUUUUUAUACAUCGUAGCCAGGCGUUAAAGGAAUUCGGCAAGGUAGUAGCUAUUUGGAAAUGUCCACUUUUAAAGCAAACGCUAGAGGACUCUUUUCGAAAUUGGACGUUUCGAAACCAAGAUGAUUUUGAUCGUCUUUUAAUACCGAUCUUCCUGAUAAUCAAAUGUAAGUCGCUCGAGUCAAUCAGUCAAACAAGAGAAUCAGAAGGACCAGAGAAACAGUGGAAAUUCAUUGAAAAUGAACAGGAGCAAGCAUCAGAGGCAGCAGAUAAAGCGAAAGUUGAACAUGUUUUACUUCAACUUGCGAAACAAGUUGCUACCGGCAGACUUACAAAAGGAGCUAUCGCUGAAUUGGUUUCCACACCUUUUGGCAAUCCCUUUUUCCUCGACUCCGUGAGUCGUGGGAUUAUUGGAAACUUACUUGGGACCAAUAACUGUCUCAUCCUAAUGGAUGUAACUAGUUUCCCUGGAUCCGAAGGCAGCCCUGUAUUUUUAAUUAACGAUCGCGGUCGUAGAAGUAUUUGUGGCAUGAUAAUUGCAUCGUUAAGCUGCUGCCGUGGAGAAUGGGUGAAUUGUACUUUCGCCGUAAAUCUGCUACCAUCGUUGAAAUUAAUUCUCCAAACUCAACUUCUGAAAAACCAAUCUCGAUAUUUAACCUGCACCAUUUUCCCUUUCACGUGGCACAAUCGUCUCGAAAUUGAUACCCUUGAAAAAUGCAUCGCGAUCGUAAAGUGUGGAUCGAAUUGGGGCACUGGCACUCUAGUAGAUGAACAAAGUGGAACAUUCAUAACGUGCGCGCAUGUUGUUACAAUGGCACCGGAAGCGCGGAUCGAAAUUGCAAGGUCUGUUAUGUCACCAACAGGUAGACACGAGUGGUCGGCAGAUGCAAAUCUAAUUUACAAAACACCGAACGGUAAACCUUAUGAUAUAGCUGUAUUGAGGGUUAAUCGAAAAUUCCUACAAUCCACGAUGAAAGCUAUUAAAUUUGCGGAGAAAUCUGUACGUAAGGGAGAGCAAAUACUCUCUAUAGGUUUUCCAUUCACCUCGGAAGGCCGACCGACUAUUACUAACGGAGUAAUAUCGAAAACAUCGAGUUACAUGUUUCAAACGAAUUGUUGCGUACACAGUGGUGUCAGUGGUGGACCUAUUGUUCGACGUGCCGAUUUCAAAAUGCUAGGAAUAAUUGUUUGCAAUGUUGCUUCGAACAACGGCUCAGUUUCAUAUCCCCGGUUAUGUAUGGCGAUACCGAUUACUAUUUUACAAAGACCAUUGAAUGAUUACCUACAAGCUGCUGAUCCUAAAGCAUUAGAAAAACUAACAGAGCAUGAUGUAAAUGUUACAGCCAUCUGGAAUCUUCGUCCAUUUCUUUUAUCCAAUAUAUGA
This is a messenger RNA of Eufriesea mexicana, 1761 nucleotides long. Its product is annotated as peroxisomal leader peptide-processing protease. Gene Ontology annotation, biological process: protein processing; regulation of fatty acid beta-oxidation. Gene Ontology annotation, cellular component: peroxisome. The transcript is spliced from 7 exons. The record is from RefSeq and is a predicted model, not a curated record. NCBI's taxonomy places the organism in Eukaryota, Metazoa, Arthropoda, Insecta, Hymenoptera, Apidae. Gene Ontology annotation, molecular function: serine-type endopeptidase activity. Bases 139 to 1761 code for a protein of 540 amino acids.